Molecule: messenger RNA, 2460 nt
Organism: Emericellopsis cladophorae
Lineage: Eukaryota; Fungi; Ascomycota; Sordariomycetes; Hypocreales; Bionectriaceae
Exons: 1
Coding region: 1-2460 (819 amino acids)
Source: RefSeq, a predicted model, not a curated record
AUGACUCUCCCUAAACGGCCACGAGAGGAGGACGAUGAGCCACCCACGUCCAUGCCCCAAGGCUCCAUCCUCGAACGCGCGCGGGCCCUGGCCGGUCCUUCGGAGGAGCGCGAGCGGAAGAGAGGACAGCAAUGGAGACCGUCGUCGGCCCACACGACGAACGUCCGUCGAGAUAACCAGGGGUUGUUGGCGUCAGGUGCGCGCAGGGUGAGAACGCAGAGGGGACACGGAGGCGGUGGGACCACUGGAACUACGGGCACCUACAGCGGCUCUGCUGCCUUUGCAGGCACUGACGAGGGGACCAACACCACCACCACCACCACCACCACGGCCAGGGCCACCACUACGGGGGCUCCCCUCACCACCAACAGCACCAACAACAGCAGCAGCAGCAGCAGCACCACCACCACCAAGGGCAAGAGCAAAUCCGGGGUCCCUCGCCCCGCGCCCUCCCACGCCACGCCCACGUCCACGCCCACGCCCACGUCCACGUCCACAUCCCCUCUCACCACAUCCGCCGCCUCUGCUGCACCUCCACGUCCAUGUCCUCCUUAUGCUGCUGCCUCUGCUGUUGCCGCUCCCACAAUCACGACAAAGGACGACCUCGCGACGCCCUCAUCGGCAAGUCCGACGCCGCCCGACACCGCCUCGACCAUCCGCGACGAGGACGAGGACGCACAGGGCUACUUCUCCCGCACCACCAGCGCCAGCUCGGCCACCACGCUCUCGACCCUCGACCCUGGCCUCCCCGCCGCCUCCAGAGCGCCGCCCAAGCCAGGCCACAUCCGCGGCGCGAGCGACAUGGCCAUUGACGAGAGCCCUCUCCUCACCUUCUGGGGCCCCGAUCCCGUCCCCCUGCCCUCGCGCUUCGCCAAGAUCAAAAGGGCGCUCAUAGCAGGCCACGAGGAGGCCAUCGAGGCCUCAUUCCGCCGCCUCAUCAAGGCCCUCCAGGCCGAGACGGACCACAUUGAGGACCUCGGCGCCCACCUCAUACCCAGCAUCGAGUAUGCCGACAUGGAGGACCCCACGCAGACGGCGCGCUUCGGGCGCGACCUCAGGCGGUACGGCGUCGGCGUCGUCCGCAAGGCCCUGCCCGGCCGCGACGCCGAGUCCAUGGUCGCCGAGACCAUGGACUACCUCGACACCAAGCGCAGCUCCAACCUCAAGGCCCAGAAGCAGGAUCCCACCUGCUACGACUACUUCUGGACGCCCGCCCAGGUCCGCGCCCGCGCCCACCCGCACGUCCUCCGCACCCAGCGCUUCAUGAUGGGCCUCUGGGAGACGACCCCGGACGACCGCCUCGCCACCCGCCUGCCCAUCACCUACGUCGACCGCAUCCGCGUCCACGGCGCCGAGCCGCGCACCGACCAGGGCAAGGUGGACAGCAUCCCCGUCGCCGACGAGCCCCAGAGCGCCGACGACUGGAUCAACGCCCUCCAGUCCUCCGCCGGCAUCAUCGCCCAGGUCGACAACGGCUCGCUCGAGCGCUGGGAGCCCGACGGCUACGGCCACGCCGGUACCUACCGCUCCGUCUUCCAGGGCAGCUGGGAAUCCUACGACCCCUGGGAGUGCGCCUCGCGCGUAUCCUCGACAAUGGACCUCUACAACGGCUAUGGCGCCUGCACCAUCUUCCGCAUGUUCCAGGGUGUCCUGGCCCUCAGCACCAUCGAGCCCGGCAUGGUCCGCCUCAUGCCCAGUCCCCAGCUCGCGACCGCCUACUACCUGCUCCGCCCCUUCUUCUCGCCCCAGACACCCGCGCCCGCCGCACGGAGCGGUCCUGAGUGGGACGCCUACCUCGCCCCCGAGAACUGGAAGCUCGAGCGCGACCCGGACACCAUCAUCCACGGCGCCGUGCCGGGCCACGCGCAGCGCAUCACCGAAAAGUGGCACCCGCACCUGCACCUGCGCAGCAGCAUGAUCACCCUGCCGACACUCCAGCCGGGUGACUACAUCUUCUGGCACCCGGACCUGCCCUACCACAUCUCCUCCAACAACCCGGGUCUGCAGACACCGCACCCGGAGAGCGUGAGUAUGAUGCUCUACAUUGCCGCGGCACCCCUGACACAGACCAACGCGCUCUACCUCGCGCGGCAGCGCAAGGCGUUCCAGAGGGGUCACCCGGGACCCGACUUUGACUCCUCCGGGCGGGGCAGCAUCGUGGAGGACGCAAAGACGCGGCCGGGCGCUGAGGUCAUUGCCGAGGUUGGUGGACCGGCUGGUCUGCAAGCCAUGGGUCUGGCGCCGUGGGAGUCGGCUGCCACACGCUCGACCACACCGCCACCGAAGACGAAUGGAAAGGAGGACAGCGAGGAGGCCAAGGUGAAUGGGGACGGGAUCAAGAGCGAGGAGGAGGUGAAGAGCGUCGUUUCGAGCUCAAGUUCAGCCGCGGAAGCCGAGGUGGUACGGUUAUCGAACAUUAUUCUCUUCCCAGAUCGGUCCAUGAUGGGGUACUCGGUCUGA